Corylus avellana is the source of this 845-nucleotide messenger RNA. RefSeq names its product PHD finger protein. NCBI's taxonomy places the organism in Eukaryota, Viridiplantae, Streptophyta, Magnoliopsida, Fagales, Betulaceae. The record is from RefSeq and is a predicted model, not a curated record. Gene Ontology annotation, biological process: cell fate determination.
UUUUUUAAGUCUAUAUAACACAGGAAUGCAGCCACCUAAAUCCCCCCCACCCAUACUCUCUGCAGUACUGAAAAAUGCAAAGCCAACCAGCGUCUUCCAAGCUUAUCACCACUUUCCUUACAUUCUCCUGUCUCUUAUACCAUGGGUUGGGAGCUAAUUGUGCAGCAAAUUCUCCGACGGUGCAACAGACUCAGGUCGGGUUCGGUAACCCGCCAAAAUUCAUGGUGGAAGUGCAUAACAACUGCCCUAUGUGCCCAAUAAUCAACAUCCAUUUGAACUGCGGAAACUUUCCUCAACAUCUGGUGAAUCCCAGGCUGCUCAAAGUGCUACGCUAUGAUGACUGUGUCAUCAAUGGUGGGUUACCGUUGGCACCCUCACAAAAACUGUCCUUCAACUACUCUCAUCAGAAGUUUCUGAUGCACCCUACGACCUGGUAUUUCCAGUGCGAGUGACAUGCCACUACCUACCUGCCUCUUCUUACUAAGUCAACAGUUGUUUUUGUAUUUCCUCUUCUAUUUGUCUUUUGGUCUCUUCCCCUUUUUUUUGUUUUGGUCUCAAUUCUCAGCUGUGUACACAAGAAAGACAGGUGCUGUGUUUAGCAGGAAAGGGAAGAAUUAUGUCCUAACAAAUGCGUUGUAUUUUAUCAAAUGAACUCUCAAUUAAGAUCGAGCAAAAAGCAUAGCACAGGUGACAUGGUCGAUUUGGAACGUAAAAGGAAUUUACAAUUAGAGCUUCCAUACCCACGAGCAGUGCAUUUUCUCGGAGAUGCAAAAAAUAAAUAGAUGGUGCUAGGCCGUUAAAUGAGAGCAGAACCCCAUCCCUCAAAUCCAAUCGAACUGCACGUG